Malania oleifera is the source of this 777-nucleotide messenger RNA. RefSeq lists its product as uncharacterized. Bases 1 to 777 code for a protein of 258 amino acids. The record is from RefSeq and is a predicted model, not a curated record. Lineage: Eukaryota; Viridiplantae; Streptophyta; Magnoliopsida; Santalales; Ximeniaceae. The transcript has 3 exons.
AUGGAAUACAAUGUGCAGAAAGUGCUUCGUUCAUUGCCCAAAUCGUGGCUUGCUAAGUCUACCACAAUUGAAGAAGCAAAAGACCUAUAUAAGGUCACUCUUGAUGAACUCAUUAGGUCUCUUAUGACUUAUAAGAUCAAGAACGAGAAUUCUACAGCUGAAGUAAAGAAGCCAAAAAAGACAACGGAUAUGGCUUUAAAGACAGCAAGCAAAGAGGUAACUAUGGAAGAAGAAGAGAGUGACAAUGAUGAAGAAAUAGCUCUCGUCAUUGGGAAAGUUAGAAGAUGCUUAUUGAACAAAAAGGGCGGUAAGCAAAAGGAUAAAGGAAAGGGCAACAAUCAACAAGAGGAUAAGAACAAGUAUAAGGCCAUGAAUGCAACUGAGUGGGAUGAACUUGAUGUACUCUCUACCGACAUAGAAGACGAAGAAGAAAUUGUAAAUUUUUGCUCCAUGGAAGAUGAGCUAGAUGAGGUUUUCCUGAAGACCUCUUUGAUAAAGAACAAGUGGAUCCUUGAUAGUGGGUGUUCAAGGCACAUGAUGGGAGAUGCUAGCAAAUUCAUUUCUCUUUCUUGCAAGAAAGAAGGGCUCGUGACAUUCGGAGACAACGCCAAGAGAAGAAUCAUUGGUAAAGGUAAAAUAGGUAAUUCAUCUCUUUCUAUUGAUAAUGUUACACUUGUGGAUACACUUAAGCAUAACUUGUUAAGUAUUAGUCAACUAGCCUUUGUGUCCCAAAUAGAGCUUAAGAACUUUAAGGAGGCUGAAAAUGACAAGAAUUGA